Anthostomella pinea is the source of this 1161-nucleotide messenger RNA. Lineage: Eukaryota; Fungi; Ascomycota; Sordariomycetes; Xylariales; Xylariaceae. The record is from the annotation of a GenBank genome assembly.
AUGUCAUCUGAGACGGCGCCGCCCAAGAAGUUCCGGGCCAGCUGUGAGAACUGCGCUAGGUCAAAGGUCCGCUGCGCAAAAGGAAACUCCCGCUGUCAACGCUGUGCCAGGAAGGACCUCCUGUGCGAGUACGGUCCUGCGCAGAGAGCUCGUCGGAGCCAGUCAGACACAGAGUCAACCGCCGUGGAAACGUCCAGUGCCGGAAGCGGUAUGUCGGGGCCACGUCAGGCAUACACCAACGAUGAUUUUUGCAGCAUGGAUUUGGAUGUUACCACACAUGGCUCGUCCAUGGGUUCGGUAACGUCCCCGGAGUUGGGUAAUUACUUAGAAGUGGAGGACUUCAUGGCCGGCAUUGCGCACCCAGGAAGCCCGGACUUCCUAUACUGGCUAUCACAGCCACCCAAGGCCGUUCCUAGGGCCGAGGAUUCUACCAAAGAGGACAUGUUCCCGGCUCCCGGUGGUGUCACAGCCCAUGCCGGAUUUCCUGGUGGUCCCGACGGCACCGAGAAUACCAUUGCAGACGGCAAUGCUACUGCAGGAUGCAUCAGUAACUGCGCCAUCAUGCCGCUCAACAUCCUCAAGACACUCGGCCCCAGCCUCGAUACAUACACCGAUGCGUUGAGUGAUCUCGGGACGGUCCUCAAGACUAGCCGCACAGCCCUCGACAGUGCAACCCUAAUGGUCUCCUGUCCAUGCUCCGCAACGACGGAUAUGGCCUUGCUCGCAACCUCAGUCAUCCUCCGCAUCCUGUCCUGGCACUUGACGAUUUUUCACAGCUUGCAACCCAAGGAGAAGAAACAAUCCGGCCAGGCAGAUGCUAAGGGUCGUCUGGAGCAGCAGGGCCCCAGUACAACACACGACCUGGGUCCAGACGCGAGGGGCUCCGCCACAGCUCAAGGGCUCUGCAUGCCAGCAAUCAACAUCGGCACCUAUGAGCUGGAGCUGGAGGAGCGGCCGUUGCUGAUCAUGCACAUAAUUCAAGGCGAUUUGUCAAGAAUGGAGGCUGUGCUGGACCUGUUUUCCAAGAGGUUCUGCCGCAGCAAUGGGCAUCCCUUCGGAGAGGACAAUAACGAGAAGCUUCAUCAAGUUCUGGAAAUGUUUCUGCGCAGGAAGCACAAUGCUACUCUGGCGGAUAUAAAGAAAGACCUCGGACUAAUGUAA